AGAUGGCGGAAAGUGUCCGUGUCAUUUGUCGUUGUCGACCGUUAAAUAAACGUGAAGUAAAUCUUAAUUCACAGAUAUGUGUACAAAUGGAUCAAAGUUGUGGGCAGGUGAUAUUACAAGGUGAAACUGGCUGUCCGAAACAGUUCACAUUUGAUGGUGUUUAUUAUAUGGAUGCUACAGCCGAGCAAAUUUAUAAUGAAAUUGUUUAUCCGCUUGUUGAAAAUGUUAUUCAAGGAUAUAAUGGUACAAUUUUUGCAUAUGGUCAAACAGGUUCCGGUAAAACUUAUUCAAUGCAAGGUAAUGAUAAUAUCUCAUCUCAAAAAGGUAUCAUACCACGAGCAUUUGAACAUAUUUUUGAAGCAACAGCAACAACAGAUGAUGCUAAAUUUUUGGUGCAUGCAUCAUAUUUAGAGAUUUAUAAUGAAGAGGUACAUGAUCUAUUGGGUACAAAUCAUACCAAAAAAUUAGAAAUCAAAGAGCAUAGUGAACGUGGUAUAUAUGUUGCGGGAUUAUCCAUGCAUGUAUGUCAUGAUUAUAAGGCUUGUCAACGAUUAAUGAAGGAAGGUUCGGAGAAUCGUCAUGUUGGAGCAACAUUAAUGAAUAAAGAUUCCUCACGAUCACAUUCAAUUUUUACGGUUUAUGUUGAAGUAGCGCUUAAUAAUGGUUCUAUAAGAACGGGAAAAUUAAAUUUGGUAGAUUUGGCAGGCAGUGAAAGACAAGCAAAAACUGGUACUACUGGUGAUCGUUUCAAGGAAGCAACCAAAAUUAAUCUUUCAUUAUCUGCAUUGGGUAAUGUUAUAUCAGCUUUUGUAGAUGGUAAAUCAAAGCAUAUUCCUUAUCGUGAUUCAAAAUUAACACGAUUAUUAAAAGAUUCGUUAGGAGGAAAUAUGAAAACGAUCAUGCUCGCUUGCAUAUCACCUUCCAGUGAUAACUAUGAUGAGACACUUUCGACUCUAAGAUAUGCAAAUCGUGCGAAGAAUAUUAAAAAUAAGCCUAAAAUUAAUGAAGAUCCAAAGGAUGCAUUACUUCGUGAGUAUCAAGAGGAAAUUCAACGGCUUAAAGCUAUGAUACAAGGCGAUAAUAAUAUGCAUACGAAUUCAAAUGAAUUAGAUGAAGAACGUGAACAAUUGAAAGCAGAAUUUAAUGCAGCAAUCAAUGAACUACGAUUACAGUAUCAAAAUGAACAAAAAAGUAAAGCAAAAUUACAAGAAGAAUAUGCAGCAUUAAAGGAACAAUAUGAGAAAGCAUCAGAAGCAUUAGAAUAUGAUCAUCAUUUAGAUGUUGGUGAAGCAAAGAAACGAUUACAAAUUUUAGAAAAACAAUUUGUUGGUGGUGAACAAGCAAAUAAUGAAGCGCUUAAAGAACAACGACAGAUUAAAAUGAAGGAAGCAGAAAAGAAAAUGGAACGACUUGCUGCUAAUAUUUGA
Molecule: messenger RNA, 1427 nt
Organism: Loa loa (African eye worm)
Lineage: Eukaryota; Metazoa; Nematoda; Chromadorea; Rhabditida; Onchocercidae
Product: KIF17 protein
Exons: 10
Biological process (GO): microtubule-based movement
Molecular function (GO): microtubule binding; ATP binding; microtubule motor activity
Source: RefSeq, a predicted model, not a curated record